Dromaius novaehollandiae (emu) is the source of this 2394-nucleotide messenger RNA. RefSeq names its product chromosome 2 C18orf21 homolog (gene RMP24). The record is from RefSeq and is a predicted model, not a curated record. Lineage: Eukaryota; Metazoa; Chordata; Aves; Casuariiformes; Dromaiidae. The transcript has 5 exons. The coding region runs from base 76 to 744 and encodes 222 amino acids.
ACGAUCGUGCCGCGGCCGCGGGGUGCCGCCGGAUCUGGCUGGAGGCGGCUUCCGGUGGGGCGGACGCUCGGCGGCAUGGCGCGGCGGCGGCGGCGGUUCCUGGAGGCGGCGGCGCGGGGGCUGGUGGGCGCGUGCCCGGGCCAGGCCCGGUUCCUGCUGUGGACGCUGAGCUCCGGCAGAGAUGAUGAAUUGCAAAAAGAAAGGAUAUGUCCUUACUGUUUCCAGUUCCUGAUUCCUGAUAACCACCGUGUACGUCUCAAACCAAAGAUGAGAGUGACUCCACAGAUAGAGAGGAUUCUAAAACGAGAAGCAAAGAACUGUAAACUCAACAUGAAACAGACAAAGAUUUUGAAAAAGUACAGGGACUCAAGAAGUGUUUUGCUGGUUACUUGCAACUCAUGCGACAAAACAACAAGACAUUAUGGUAAAAGCAGAGAUUUUCUGGCUGCUGUGACACACCAUUCUGGUACUCCAGCCAUUAAAUCUGGCCUUAAGACACCUGAUCGGAAAAUUCCAUCUGCAAACAAAAUGACACCUGCAAGCUGCAGUGGGACUGGAUCUAAAGGAAAGAGUCCAUCAUCACUUCCCAGAACAUGUGUACCCGGACAGGCGACAACCAACUCCUUUUCCAAGACUCCCCGAAACUCCAAAUUUCACUUUUCUAAGCUAAAAUGGAUGCUUAAUCUAGAAGAAAAAGAGAAAAGCCAGAAGGCAGAUUUGAAAACCUUCUUAACUUUACUUUAGUUAUUCAUUAUUGCAAAAUAAUAGAAGUUACAGCAGUAAGUAUUUUUCCAGUGGUUGUAAAUGAACAAAAUUAGUGAUUUCUUUAAAACUCAAGCUAAUGGUAUUUAUUGUGUAAGAACAGACCAUGUUUUUUAGAAGCAAGCUCUGUCUCUGUGGGGUCUGACUGCCUGCAAGAGGGAAACAACCGGUCUAGUAUGCUUGGGAAUCUUGAACAUGUUUUGCAGUCUCUAAUGGCCCAAGAAUUAAAAGUCAGAAUCUAUUCUUUGAGGAAGCAGACAAUACUGGGUCCAUUAGCAUACCAACUUCCUCCACCUCCCUCCCCUAUUGUUAAGAUAAUGUAUCACAAUAGAACUUAAAAGAUCUCAUCCUUGCUUCCCAUGUUGGAGUUAAACACAGACACUUUGGUUGGCAUAUUCUGCAGGUACGAUUUGUUCAAGAGGUCUGCCUUACUGUUGCUGUCAUUUGACACUUGUGGUAAUUUAAAUGUUAUUACACAGUAUUUAGAAAGGUAACAAAGUAACUUACUUUUUAAGAUAACACUCAUACAAAGAGAGAUAAAACAGUAUAUCAUCCAGAAUAAGUUUCUUCAUUAUUUUAAGAAUGUCCUUUGUGAUUUGGACUGCAGUUGCUGCUGCUCCCAGGAUAACAGAAGCUUGUGAGACUGCACUGUAAUGCAGGAAGCUCUGAAUACCUACCAAGAGUUUCACGCUAGACUACUGUCAGUACCCCACUUCAUUACUUCUAUGAGUAGCACAGCCAUAAGGUAUACAGGAUGUUUCCUUUUUGAUUGCUCUUGUGUUACCAAAAUGAGUCAGUUUCUUUCAAAAAUGGCUGAGGAGAGAACCUCUUUUUUAAAUAUCUUUCAGUUUUGACAGGCAUCAGACUUCAUAGUUACUUCCUUCCUGGAGUUAACCCUGGAAAAGUAGGCUUGCUCUGGACAGUAGUCAUCUCCUUGCACCAGAACAUUUUGAUGUGAAUAGAAGUGGCCAAGGUUAAAGUGGUCCUCCACUGUCAGAUUUUAUGUUUUCAGUUCAGCAUAGGAGGUGAUAAAGGACAAUAGAAAGCCAUGAUGCAGGAUGGAGCUUAUAGCCUGCUCCGUAUAUAGUCUGCAGUGGCAGUUUUGCAAAUCAUGCUUCAGACUUCCCCUUUCAAAAGAGAAUCAACUGAUAAAAAACAUUUGAAUUUUUGGUUUUAGUUCUGUAUUUUCCAUUUUGUAUUUUAAUGAAUAGAUCCCUUUAAGUGCAUUCCGAUUCGAUGCACACCAGUUAAGAAAUAGGACCAACAAAUAAGUUGGCAGACUUGAAAGAGUUGGGAGGGGGAUAAAGGUUGUUGCAAAUCCUACUUACCGUGUCAAAGAUUGGUGUGUAACCAUGUUAUAUCUCCUAGCCAUACAUAGAACAGUUUUGAAAGGUUUACUUCAGGUUGUUUCUUAUGUAUAUGUAGGAUCAAAUUAAGUGCCAUCCUAGGAUCAAAAUGUGGACCUUGAAGUUGCACAUUUUGUGAUGUAGAACUUACUUGGUAUUAAUUCAUCUGUUCUUACUAAGUUUGUGAUCCAAUAUUCUGAGAAGAUACUUCGGUCUUGUUCAUGGAGAAUGUAUAUUAUAAAAAAAAUUUGAAGAACAAGUUUUAUAAUAAAUGUUUAUAUUAGAA